Biomphalaria glabrata is the source of this 7792-nucleotide messenger RNA. RefSeq lists its product as uncharacterized. Gene Ontology annotation, molecular function: metalloendopeptidase activity. Bases 177 to 4064 code for a protein of 1295 amino acids. The transcript is spliced from 18 exons. The record is from RefSeq and is a predicted model, not a curated record. Gene Ontology annotation, biological process: proteolysis. NCBI's taxonomy places the organism in Eukaryota, Metazoa, Mollusca, Gastropoda, Planorbidae.
CUCUCUCUCUCUCACUAUCUUUUUUUCUCUCUCUCUUUCUCUUUUUAACCUUUUCGUUUUUUUUUCCUCCUUUCGAGGAUAUAUAAAUAUGAAUAAGCUGAUGUCGUCUGCUUGUAUUUGAUAGCACAAGGGUCAUGGAUGUUAUCAUUUCCGGUAGUUAAAAAAAAUGUUUAGGGAUGAAAUCUGAAGUGUCCGUUUCCCUACUUUUGGAUAAAUAUUAUAACACUAGCCUAAAAACUGUCAUGAGUACAAUGAAGAUAAAAUUAUUAUUUGGAGUUAUCCUUCUUGUUGCUUGCCAACACAUCGCGUCUCAAUCAUCUCCUUGGUUUAAUAAAAAGUCAUCCACUGUUCUCUAUGAUUCGGUAGAAGUUCGAUUACUUGGCGAGACAAACCAACACGCACGUGUUAAAAGAACACUGCAGGAGAAACACGGGCAGACUGGAGUCGAGCCAAUGCCGAACCAUCUGCACUUCAGGCUACAACUGGGAGCACGCCAGGUGGAUCUUCAGAUGGGCAAGAGUCGGAAAGGUUUGUCGGGCUUCCCUGUGUUUGUUAUUGAGGAUGGCCAGAUUAAGCGGAAGGAACUGAAGCAAGAUAAUACAGUUGAACUUUAUGCCAACCACUCAACCGGAAGUUCAUUUGUGGUGAGAAAAUCAGGCAACAGAGCUAAAUUUAUUUUGGAAGGUUUUUUCUAUGACGGUCUUGAGCGUCUCUACCUGACCCAUAAUCCCUCAGGAGGUCUGCAUCUCAUCCACAAACAGGCCAGGGAGGUGGACCUAAGGGACGACUACAUCAACACUGUCAGAUCAGAGGGGUUGCCCGAGCAGAGCACAAGAGGACCAAUCAUUUACAAGAGUAGCACGAGGUUCCGGCGUCAAAGCGAGGCUCUAAGGGAGCACGAGAUCCGUUUGUUUAUGGUGACAGACUACCAAGAAUACUUAAAUUGGUGGAGGUACUAUCAAAGAAACGCAACUCUAACAGAAAUAGAAAUGAAUCAUUAUUACUCGUUUGUUGCAAACUCGAUCAACAUCCGUUACAGCAGUAUCAACGACGUAGACCCGACCUUCAAAGUUGAGAUUGUUGUCACUGGAUUGUUGAUCGUGAAUUCACCGUCGGUCAGCUCAUGGACAGAGAGCAACGCCCUCAAGCCAGGAUCGAAUUACGUGGAUGCUUACAGGGCGUUGGACGCCUUUGGGGUGUGGGUGCGAAGAAUGCACACAGAUCUUCCGCUGAGUGACCAUUGGAUGCUUUUUACUGGCUUUAACAUCUACACAGAGAGGAAUCCUAUAGUCGCAGGUCUCGCACGUCUCAGCAGUAUGUGCUCACUGACAUCUAUCUCCAUCAUCGAGCAGGACAACACCGGAAGUGUUGGUGCUACGGCCGCCCAUGAACUUGGACACAGUCUUGGGUCACUUCAUGAUGGCGAGGAGCUGGACUGUUUUGACGAUGACAAUUACGUCAUGUCGAAAAAGUUGAGAACCCCUGACAACGACAUCCGUGCUUCCAGGCCUUGGCAGUUUUCCAAGUGCUCCAUCAGGGCUUUUAAAAGAUUUCUAUCUAAGGUCCAGUGUACCAACAAGUCUUCACGUGCAGAGUCCAUACUGUCCUCUCGACUAAGUCCUGGUCAAGUCUUUUCUGCUGACCAGCAGUGUCAGUUGGCGUUUGGAAACGGAUCCAACCUUGGGCGACAACUCCAAUAUAUGGAAGGCUACAGCACCAUGUGCAGGCGAAUGUAUUGCUCUGUGCCCAACGUCCCGGGACUGUACCAGGCCAUCUUCCCGUUUGAGAAGACCUCGUGUGGCGACCGCAAGUGGUGUCAAAGAGGAAGAUGUGAGAACCACAUAGAUGCACCAACCAUGGAAGACCACUGUCCACAGGGGGACGACCCGACCGCCCCGUGUGUCCAAGAGGAUUGCCCCUACUACACGCCACGGACCAAGAUCGUGUACUGCUGCCAUACAUGCAGACCCCAACAGAGGCGCCCCGCCGUGAGCGACAUCUUUCGUAUCAGUGCCGUGCAGAGGAAUCAAUCUCCUAAAUCCGGUUUGGUAAAUGCUGACCAGACGACAACUACAACUCCCCCGCUAGUAUCUACCGAAUCUACGACGCAUGAGAGUCAGGACAGAACUUCUGUGGCAACUGAAGCUUUUAAUGACCAAGAUUUGACCACAGCAGCAUCGCAGUUUGUUGAUACUAAGGAUACCAGCAAUGUAACCAACAAUGCAAAGUCUCAAAAUAACAAAGCCAAGCCCCAAGCAAACGAGACCAAUCCCCAAACAAACGAAGCUAAUUCCGGACAUUCCACACCAAAAGUUUUCUCUGAAAUUACAGAGAGUUCUUUGGGAUAUUCUGACGAGUCAACGAGAGCAACGACAGAUUCCACGUCAUAUGUUUUUACAUCAGAGACGUCACCUAUGACGACUUCGGAAAUUCUAGGAGGAACAAAAAAAACACUGCUGGAUUUACAAGACGCCACCACCAGGUCGCCUUCAGAACAAACCCCGCAAGUGCGCGUUGUUCCUCUUGGUCAAGGCGACGGACUAAAAGUAGAUAAUAUCCCAAGGCCGAAUAAAACCCGUGUACAUCAAAAUAUCUCCGGGGACAAUAUUCAAGAAUUUACAGGAGAACCUUUGAGUUCAGCUGGUGUCACCAAAACAAACAACAGCGGAACUCAAAUGCAGCCAGCCAAUCAAGAAACAUCCUACAGCUCUUCCAGAGGGAACUUAGCUUUGCAUUUGGGACUUACACCAUUCAACGCUAACUUAAACAGCGACCUCAUUUCCAACAGUGUUCAGGGCGUAAACCCGGAAUCUGACAUCAUAUUAAACAUGAUCCAUAAGGGAGUUUCCAUUCUCGCCCUUGCAGGCGACGACACCCGUGCAGAUGGGGUUAAGCUGAAUAUUGUGUCCAGUGUUAAAGAACCAGCGAUAGAAGAUGGCACUGUCUCUAAAUCUAAUACUUCUCUAACCGGAAGCAACGCCAUAGUCACAGAAAAUCUUCCACCUGACCCGAGAUCUGAUAUGACGCGCACGGUGGUCUCACCUGAAAGCAAUCAUAUUUCUCUGGCGCCCUCCGCUCACAUCCCAAGACUUAUGGCGACAAGCUUUUGGCCCCCAGCAACUACUCCCGAUCCAAACUAUGAAAACUCUCAAAAAGGCGGCGGAAUAUUGGAUGAAACAGGGUAUAUCGUGAAUUCCAUGUCUUCGUCUCGUCUCGCUUCGACAGAUUCGUCACUCGACAAGGUUCUGGCAACUUCUAUUUCACUGGACCCUAAACUAAAACUGGAAAAGUCUCCAGCCAGCAGUAAUAUAUAUUCAGGUGUGUCAAGCAGCGUACAAAAACCCGUCAUGAUGCCUUCAGAAUUCUUGGGCGGCUCCAAUCCUAUUCGAUAUGCUCUUGACAAGGUUUCUACUUUGGAAACGCCUCCAGUAACAGCUUCCAGUGUAGAUGGUGUCAAUGCCGGGCCACUUCUUCCAUUCUGGGAAAUGCCUUCACAGAGUUUGCCCGAGUCUGUGCAUACAAACAAUAUGCCGGACUUGGCCAACUUAAAUUACCGUGCAAGAUGGUGGAAUGGGGUACUAGCUCAACGCAGCCAUCAAGCUCUAGAAGUGUCGGACUAUGCGGUGAACUGGCCCAACGACCCAACACAGACCGAUGCGCGGUUGAGAACGCGGGUGGCUAGCAGAUUGUCCCCCAGCGGACAAGCAUCUUCAUCUCCAACUGACUCGUACAUUCCCAGGGGACACAAGGUGGAAAUCAUAUCGUUCCAGCCUCACCUGAAACGAUUUCUAGAAGAGAUGGCCUCUGUGGACUCGGAUUCUUCUCGUUUUGAGCCUACUCACCUUACAACUACCGAUAAGCCAAAUGUUUUGCUUAAUUGUAGGUUUCAGUGCGUAUUUUUCCGCGAGCUGGUUAGCCCAGCGGUGGACAGGUCUGACGAGUUUGUGAACUACUUAAUCAGAAGACUACCUGUUUCCAAUCGAAUACCUGCUCCAAGUGUGAACAUGAACCGUGUCUCGGACAUUGGUCUCAGAGCUUCUUUACAAAGGCUGGUGGCGAGAUAGGUGUUCACAUCAAAUACCUCUUGAGAUUGAAUUAAGAAGUGCGGGUGUUCAAAUCUUUUAAUUUAUUUGUGAAUCGGGUUAAUGCACACUUCUACUAUAGAUGAAAACGAGGCUGCUGGUUCGCCUGUUAAUUUCACUGGUCAAAACAAAUGGAUGUUUUUACUUUCUAAUCACAAAAAGUGGAUCAAAAAGCCGCUUUGUGCUCUACGCAGGGAUUUAUUUUGUGAUACAAUGUGAAUAGUUAUUUUUUGUGACCAAGAAUUAACUGAAGUCAAUGACGAAGCGACUAAAAGCCUAAAACUUGGUAGAGCAGAGUGUACGACAGCCAUAGACAUUUUGUUAUCUUUUUGUUUUGUUUUAUUUGUGUUUGUGUGUGUGUGCGUCUUUUUUGUUUUGUUUUUAGCGUCUUAAUGUGUUUGUGUUUAUGUAGCGUGUGUUUUUGUGUAUUUUGUGUGAGUUGUUGCCCAGUGGUUGGUUUGUUUCUCCAAACAGUUGGUACAGCUAAACCGAUAUAAUCUAAAACAGCUGGUACAACCAAACCGAUGUAAUCUAAAACAGCUGGUACAACCAAACCGAUGUAAUCUAAAACAGCUGGUACAACCAAACCGAUGUAAUCUAAAACAGCUAGUACAACCAAACCGAUGUAAUCUAAAACAGCUGGUACAACCAAACCGAUGUAAUCUAAAACAGCUGGUACAACCAAACCGAUGUAAUCUAAAACAGCUAGUACAACCAAACCGAUGUAAUCUAAAACAGCUGGUACAACCAAACCGAUGUAAUCUAAAACAGCCGGUAAAACUAAACCGAUGUAAUCUAAAACAGAUGGUACAACUAAACCGAUGUAAUCUAAAACAGCUGGUACAACUAAACCAAUGUAAUCUAAAACAGCUGGUACAACUAAACCGAUGUAAUCUAAAACAGCUGGUACAACUAAACCGAUGUAAUCUAAAACAGCUGGUACAACUAAACCGAUGUAAUCUAAAACAGCUGGCACAACUAAACCGAUGUAAUCUAAAACAGCCCCGGUACAACUAAACCGAUGUAAUCUAAAACAGUUGGUACAACUAAACCGAUGUAAUCUAAAACAGCUAGUACAACUAAACCGAUGUAAUCUAAAACAGCUGGUACAACCAAACCGAUGUAAUCUAAAACAGCUGGUACAACCAAACCGAUGUAAUCUAAAACAGCUGGUACAACCAAACCGAUGUAAUCUAAAACAGCUAGUACAACCAAACCGAUGUAAUCUAAAACAGCUGGUACAACCAAACCGAUGUAAUCUAAAACAGCCGGUACAACUAAACCGAUGUAAUCUAAAACAGCUGGUACAGCUAAACCGAUGUAAUCUAAAACAGCUGGUACAACUAAACCGAUGUAAUCUAAAACAGCUAGUACAACUAAACCGAUGUAAUCUAAAACAGCCCCGGUACAACUAAACCGAUGUAAUCUAAAACAGAUGGUACAACUAAACCGAUGUAAUCUAAAACAGCUGGUACAACUAAACCGAUGUAAUCUAAAACAGCUGGUACAACUAAACCGAUGUAAUCUAAAACAGCUGGUACAACUAAACCCAUGUAAUCUAAAACAGCUGGUACAACUAAACCGAUGUAAUCUAAAACAGCCCCGGUACAACUAAACCGAUGUAAUCUAAAACAGCUGGUACAACUAAACCGAUGUAAUCUAAAACAGCCCCGAUACAACUAAACCGAUGUAAUCUAAAACAGAUGGUACAACUAAACCGAUGUAAUCUAAAACAGCUGGUACAACUAAACCGAUGUAAUCUAAAACAGCUGGUACAACUAAACCGAUGUAAUCUAAAACAGCUGGUACAACUAAACCGAUGUAAUCUAAAACAGCUGGUACAACUAAACCGAUGUAAUCUAAAACAGCUGGUACAACUAAACCGAUGUAAUCUAAAACAGCUGGCACAACUAAACCGAUGUAAUCUAAAACAGCGUCGGUACAACUAAACCGAUGUAAUCUAAAACAGUUGGUACAACUAAACCGAUGUAAUCUAAAACAGCCCCGGUACAACUAAACCGAUGUAAUCUAAAACAGCUGGUACAACCAAACCGGUGUAAUCUAAAACAGCUGGUACAACUAAACCGAUGUAAUCUAAAACAGCUGGCACAACUAAACCGAUGUAAUCUAAAACAGCCCCGGUACAACUAAACCGAUGUAAUCUAAAACAGUUGGUACAACUAAACCGAUGUAAUCUAAAACAGCUAGUACAACUAAACCGAUGUAAUCUAAAACAGCUGGUACAACCAAACCGAUGUAAUCUAAAACAGCUGGUACAACUAAACCGAUGUAAUCUAAAACAGCUGGUACAACCAAACCGGUGUAAUCUAAAACAGCUGGCACAACUAAACCGAUGUAAUCUAAAACAGCGUCGGUACAACUAAACCGAUGUAAUCUAAAACAGUUGGUACAACUAAACCGAUGUAAUCUAAAACAGCCCCGGUACAACUAAACCGAUGUAAUCUAAAACAGCUGGUACAACCAAACCGGUGUAAUCUAAAACAGCUGGUACAACUAAACCGAUGUAAUCUAAAACAGCUGGCACAACUAAACCGAUGUAAUCUAAAACAGCCCCGGUACAACUAAACCGAUGUAAUUUAAAACAGUUGGUACAACUAAACCGAUGUAAUCUAAAACAGCUAGUACAACUAAACCGAUGUAAUCUAAAACAGCUGGUACAACCAAACCGAUGUAAUCUAAAACAGCUGGUACAACUAAACCGAUGUAAUCUAAAACAGAUGGUACAACUAAACCGAUAUAAUCUAAAACAGCUGGUACAACUAAACCGAUGUAAUCUAAAACAGCUGGUACAACCAAACCGGUGUAAUCUAAAACAGCGUCGGUACAACUAAACCGAUGUAAUCUAAAACAGUUGGUACAACUAAACCGAUGUAAUCUAAAACAGCUGGUACAACUAAACCGAUGUAAUCUAAAACAGCUGGUACAACCAAACCGGUGUAAUCUAAAACAGCUGGUACAACUAAACCGAUGUAGGCUUAUUAAAUUCUUAAUGUAAAACUUGAAAUAAUACACGAACAAGCUCCUUAUUAAGAAUUAUUACUUAUAACUUUUAUUAAUGAAUGUACACAGACUCCACUUGAAUGUAGAUCUAGGUAGAAACAUAAAUGAAAUGUGAGUUAAAACAAGAGAUAACUCACUACAAAUACACGUCUUGUCUUUCUCAUGUCUUUUUCUUAUCUCCCUUUUCAACUUUCACCCCAGUCCUUUUUACAAAGCUUUUAUCAACUCUGUCUGUCUGUCUGACACAAAGGUUUUGUACAUGUUAUUUCCCCUACAACCAAUCUUGGAUCAAGUUAAAAUUUUGCACAUUUUUUUUUGUUCACUCUUCCAUCGCCAAUACAACCAAAACAUCCGCUCUUCUUUCUUCAUGGUUACAUCAUAAACACAUACACUCCAAACAAUUUUUAAAUGUUAUCUUCGUCAUUAAGUGUCGCGUGUGUGUGUGUGUGAUAUGUGUUGUGUUUUCUAAUUUCACAAAGGUACCUGCAAACAGUGACUGCAGGCCUAAAACCUAUCAAGGGCACGUAUGUGCCACAAACUUAGUCUGUCGCUCGCAACUGUGUCAAAUUUGUGAUAUUAUUAAGAUAACUUGAAAUGUCUCCUUUGAAUUAUAGACGUUCUACAUAAUAAACAAGUCUAGACAUGAGUAUAUGUUAUCAUAAUGUAUAUUAAACAGAUUUAUUGAGAUA